CUCUCUUCGACCUGUCGCGUUCGGCUGUGAGUCCUGUCCUCCACAGUUACUUGCUGGCUCAUCGACCGACGCAAUUCGCCGUGGCUAGUCGCAUUGAUAUUUGAGAUCUAACAGAGCAGCAAUUGAGUGUCACAAACAGUCGAAAUGGCUUGCAGUCACAUUCGCGAGAUUGCCGGACUUCAGUCUCCAAGGCUCUCUCAGUCUGUACACAGGGAAGAAUGUACGCAGUGCUUCGACAACCAGGAUCAUCCACUGGGAGUCGAUGUUUGCUUGACGUGCUUUAACGGAGGAUGUCUUGGCCAAGACAGACAUCAUGCUCGAACGCAUGUCGAAAAGACCGGCCACUCCUUCACGCUGAAUGUCAAGAGGAAGUUGAAGCCCUCUGCGAACCGUGCUGAUGAAGAGGAACCUCCAACGAAGAUGAAGAAGCUCGCCAUUGUCGAGGACCGCGAAGAGGACAAGUACGAGCACAAGACCGUCCUCAAGUGCUGGAAGUGCGAUCCCGUGAACGGGCUUGAAAUUCCUGACGCGAUGGCUGACCCGCAUGUCAAGUCAUUGAGCGAUGGUGUUAUGCAGUCCCUCUCAUCUGCAAGGCAGUCCGAGGUCAAGGCCUGGGAGGAAGAGAUUACUCCUUGCGAGCAUACCUUGACGCUACAGCAGCAGGCGACUGGGCCGAUUCUUGCAUCAGGACUGGCACAUUGUUCCAAAUGCGACCUCAAGGAGAACUUGUGGCUAUGCUUGACAUGUGGUACCUUCGGUUGCGGCCGUCAGCAGUUUGGUGGUAUUGGAGGCAACGGUCACGGUCUGCAGCACUAUGAAGAGACGAAGCAUCCUGUUAGUGUCAAGCUUGGUACAAUCACGCCCGAGGGCAGUGCAGAUAUUUACUGCUAUACCUGUAACGAUGCCAAGACAGACCCAGAGUUGGCAGUGCAUCUCUCGACAUUCGGCAUUAAUGUCCAGACGCAGACAAAGACAGAAAAGUCAAUGACCGAGCUGCAAAUCGAACACAACCUCAAAUUUGACUUUUCACUCACAGAUGAAUCGGGCAAGGCUCUCGAGCCUGUCUUCGGACCUGGACUCACUGGUCUGUCCAACCUUGGCAACAGCUGUUACAUGGCGUCUGUCGUACAAACGCUCUUCUCUCUACCCGCUUUCCAACAGCGGUACUACCCUUCUGCCACCCAGCACUGGGCCACCUGCACGGAAUCGCUUCCAGCCAGCUGCGUCGACUGUCAGAUGCACAAACUUGCGGACGGCCUGCUUUCGGGGCGCUACUCGCACCCACGACCAACCACCACUGGUGCGCCCGAACCCAAGGCAACGAACCCGCUCGCGCACGACUCGCCCACCCCUGUCUUCCAGGAGGGCGUGCGCCCGAGCGGGUUCAAGGCGCUCAUCGGGAAGGGCCACGAGGAGUUCAGCACGAUGCGGCAGCAGGACUCGGAGGAGUUCCUCACGCACCUGCUCACUGUCCUCCGGCGACACUCAAAGAGGGCGGGUGGCACGCAGGGUGCAGAGCCAACUGAGUUGUUCGCGUUGGGCAUGGAGCAGCGUCUGCAGUGCGGCGAGUGCAAGCGGGUGCGGUACCGCGUAGAUGAGAUAGACGUUGUGAGCGUACCAGUGCCGGCGCGCGAGAAGGGGAAGGACGUGGAGGGGAAGACCCUGUACGCGGACACCCAGCUCUCCGAGUGCUUGGACAUCCUCACGGGGCCGGAGGCGCUCGAGUACACCUGCCCGGCGUGCCAGAAGAGCGUAAUUGCGACGAAGCGAUCGCGGUUCGCGACCUUCCCGCAAGUCCUCAUCGUCCACGCGAAGAAGUUCCAGCUCGUCAAUUGGGUGCCGUCGAAGCUCGACAUCCCAUUGAAUGUCUCCGACGAGCUGCAGCUCGAUAACUAUCUUGGGCGGGGACUGCAGCCUGGGGAAGUCGAACUGCCCAACGAUCAGCAAGCUUCCGCCCUUCCGCAGUUCAAUGAAGCGGCGAUGGCCCAGCUGGAAGGAAUGGGGUUCCCGGCCGUGCGGUGUCAGAAAGCACUCAUCGCCACCGGUAAUAGCGACGCGGAGGCCGCCAUGGAAUGGCUCUUCCAGCACAUGGAAGAUCCGGAUAUCGAUGCACCAAUCCAAGCUCCGGGAACUGGAAGUUCUGCUCCCGAGCCGCCGCAGGAGCAAAUAAGCAUGCUCGCCGAGAUGGGCUUCACUCAAGCCCAGGCCCGCAAGGCCCUGAGGGAAACGGGCGGGAACGCCGAGCGGGCUGUGGAAUGGCUCUUCUCCCACCCUGAUGACAAUGGCGAAGACGCACCGAGCACUUCGGCGGGGCCGUCGAAGACGGCCAGUCCAGGAGGCUCGGCGGAGUUGCCGGCGAAAUACAAGCUCAAGGCAUUCAUCUCGCACAAGGGCCCGUCCGUCCAUUCUGGGCACUACGUUGCGCACAUCCGGGUGAAGGACGAGCAAACCGGCGGAGAGAACUGGGUCCUGUUCAACGAUGAGAAGGUGGUCAAGGCUGAUGCUGAAAGCGUACGCGAGCUGAAGAAGCUGGCGUACUUGUACGUGUACGAGCGUGUGUAGAAUGGGUCGGAUGCAAAUA
Rhodofomes roseus is the source of this 2581-nucleotide messenger RNA. Its product is annotated as ubiquitinyl hydrolase. Lineage: Eukaryota; Fungi; Basidiomycota; Agaricomycetes; Polyporales; Fomitopsidaceae. The record is from RefSeq and is a predicted model, not a curated record. The transcript is spliced from 13 exons. The coding region runs from base 145 to 2562 and encodes 805 amino acids. Gene Ontology annotation, molecular function: cysteine-type deubiquitinase activity; zinc ion binding; cysteine-type endopeptidase activity. Gene Ontology annotation, cellular component: nucleus; cytosol. Gene Ontology annotation, biological process: protein deubiquitination.